This is a messenger RNA of Patella vulgata (common limpet), 1430 nucleotides long. RefSeq lists its product as uncharacterized. The record is from RefSeq and is a predicted model, not a curated record. Lineage: Eukaryota; Metazoa; Mollusca; Gastropoda; Patellidae. The coding region runs from base 285 to 821 and encodes 178 amino acids. The transcript is spliced from 4 exons.
AUAACUCGUGGAAACUAACAAUUUAAAGGUGUUUGCAAAUGUUUAUUCUAUACCCGGUAUUAUAGUUUCGAUAGGCCAUAGUAAUAAAUAGUUUAAGCUAUGAGUCUUAGAUUGGUACCAGAAUGUCAUGACGAAUCUAAUUAUUUGUAAUAUCUCAAACAAAAAUGGAGACGUUACAACAUACUGACACUGAUACCUGUGUUUUGUCAUGAUAUAUCAGCCAGCAGUGGACCAGUGGAGUGGGGACAACUUUGAACUAGACUGUAGGCUACUUUGGUAAAAUAAUGGCAGAGAGUAGUGAAUCAGCUACUGUAGAUAUUAAUCCAAGUUUAGGGAUGAAAAUAACAUUAAAAGGAAUAUCAGCUAAAUUUAACGAUGUGCAUCAUAUAUCAACAACAACACUAGCUACCUGGUUAAAAACACCUGAUCACACUAUCAUUUUAUUGGAUAGCCGACCAGAAGAAGAAUUUAUCGUUAGUCAUUUACCAAAGGCUGUCCGUGUUGAUCACGACACAAACAACAUAGACGAUAUUAUCAAGUCUUUACCUCAAUUGAAUAAAACAGAAGAGAAAACUAGAAUAAUCUGUUAUUGUUCUAUAGGAUAUCGAUCAAGUCUACUGGCUCAAAAACUUCAACAAUAUUAUAAAAAUACACAAACUGAAACAAAACCAGAUAUUUACAACUUAGAAGGAUCGAUAUUUAAAUGGGCCAAUGAAAACCGAGCAAUGGUAGACAGUGUUGACCAGCCUACUAUAUAUGCUCAUCCAUAUAACAGUUUGUGGGGGAAAUUAUUAAACAAAGAACUUAGAAAACUCAACUGAUAUCAAGGCUGCUGAUCCUUGUUAGGUGGGUUGGAUGGCUGAAUGGUUAGCAUGUGCGCGCUGUAACAUAAGGUCUCUCAUUGUGUCAACUGGCGUGGUUUCGAAUCCCCGGUUGUACGGGUCCUCCGGUUUCCUCCCACUACUAAAGACCCCUACGCGCAAGUUGUACGUAACAAGGAGUAAGGUUGCCUGUCCAACCUCAUGGGUUUUCUCCGGUUUCCUCCCACUACUAAAGACCCCUACGCGCAAGUGAAUUAUGGAAAUAAAAAAGAACCAUAUGUUAGUUCUGAAAUGACCUACUUUGUGUUGCGUGGAUGUUAAACCCCAUUUCUCUCUCUCUACUCAAGGGUAUCCCCACUGAAACCCAUGAUGUUAGGCAGGCAUCACUUCUCAUUUUUCAAACCUAUGACAUUAUGCUUACUCAAAGACAUCUCCACUGAAUCCUAUGUCAUAUAUAGAUAGGCAACUUUAUUAGUGAUAUUAAAGUUUCCCUUUCAAAUAAGCUGUGUAGUGUGGGCGUAUUCCACACUUUGUGUGGCUAUCUUCUUUGUCAUAGAAAUUUUUUUUAUACAUUUUUACACUUUGAAUGAUUAUUUUUUGUUGUGGAAU